GGCGUCGUCGUGGCCGCCCGCGUGCGCGUGACGCACGCCGACGUCACUGCGCCUCGCCCCGCCCCCGGCCGGCGGCGGGAAUCUUUUCCGGACGCUUCCCAGUCGAAGCGUCGCGCCUUCUGGGCUCUCCUAGGAAGCCAUAGUCUAUGACGCCAUGGCCGCCGCCUGGGCUGGACUCACGUUGCCCGCUGUCGUGGAGGAGCUCCUGAGUGAGAUGGCCGCGGCGGUGCAGGAGAACGCGCGAAUUCCUGAUGAGCAUUUAUCAUUGCUGAAGUUCAUCUUUGGCCCAUCAGCCAUUCAGGCCUUGGACCUUGUUGAUCGACAGUCCAUCACCUUAAUCUCAUCGCCCAGUGGGAGGCGUGUUUACCAGGUACUUGGAAGUUCUGGUAAAACGUACACAUGUUUGGCUUCUUGUCAUUACUGUUCAUGUCCUGCGUUUGCCUUCUCCGUGCUGCGGAAGAGUGACAGCCUGCUGGAGCCCAGAGCACCAAGCAGGAGCAAGACAUACUCACACAACUCCCUGUUCCAAAGGAGAACAUCAUUACCCACCUAAGAGCAGUGCAAGCAUCUCUUGGCAGUUUAUCUUAGCCAGGUGACAGGGACCUGCCGACAGCUGAAGGUCUCUGACAAGCAACUGACAGACGUAUUAUUCGCAGAGAAGAAACAAAAAGCAUAAAAGAUACAGAUUAAGCAUCAUUAUCUUUCAAAAUAGAAGUCCCACCCCGAAACACGUGGUUCAUGUGGAAGAGAGGUGAAAUAAUCUUCUGGAGACUUCUUGUUACUGUCCCUCUUCCCUCCUGGACAAGAGACUGUGAGUUGCAACCCAGGAUGUGUGUAUGGUUUGAAGUUCUGUACAGUUCUUGUGGAAAAUCAGAACCUGCCUGUGAGGCCCUUGGAUAAAUUUCUGAGGUGGAAUCAAGCAUGUUAGACUCAAACAAACCCUAAUCUCUAUCACACCCUGUCUGCAAUUAGAUUAAGUUACUGAAGUACUUAGUAAUUUUUAAGAGGUUGGAAUGGUAGAUGAAACUGGUAAGAAAAAGUUUAGAUGAGUUAAGUGUUACUUCUUUUCUUUGGGUCCAGGGAAUCACUCUGCAGCAACAAAAGAGCAGAGCAGAGCUAUGGCUAAGCAGCAGCAACUAUAAAAAGACUCCGGGGUUUUAGUUUCACUGAGCUUUAGCUCUCGGUGGUGUUGCCAAAAAAGCUUACAUAAGCUGUAUUGUUAGAAAGGUGUAUCUGAAGCAAGGAAAGGGCUGGUUUUGCUCUGCGUGCGUUUCUGAGCUUUGUAAGAAGCCAAAUGAAGGAAGAGACAAAGUCAUGCCCUGAAGGAAGCAGAGAAACCACCAAGGAUUUCCGGUCUGAACAAGAAAACGGAAAAGAGACUCCAAGAGGAGAGUUUUAGAAGGGAGGGAGAUGGGACUCGUCUGGACCCCGAGGGAGUGAGGGGUAAGGACAGAUGGCAGUGAAGAUGAGGCCACCUCAGCCCAGAAGAACUUCCUAAGGAAAGCCAUUCAUGGCCAGAACGGGAGCCUGGAAGGCCAGGAAUGCUGUCUGCGGGGCUUGCACACCUGCAGCUUCCUUGUGCAGAUAUUACAGCAGUGAACACACAGAGGGGAGAGAUUUUACGGCCCAGGAAACACGAGGUGCGGGUGCUGGAGAGCCGUGUGACCGGCUCACGGGCGGUGCAGCGUUCUCUGGUGGCCAGAGCCUUGGGUUCCGUGGAGGCGCAGCACACAAAAGCUGUCAGGACUUUCCUACUUGGGAAGCUUGGGCUGGGUAUAAACUUCUCCCUUUAAGCAGUCUUCAGAACAAAGAAUAGAAGGUAGAUUCAGCACCCUGAGCUUGUUUUUUAAGUUUUAUUUUUAUUUCAUGUCAUACACAUACACAGUUCUAUUAAAAUUUUCACACUUGGGCUCCAGCAACUUGGCCAAACGUCAGCUUGGUAGAGAACUAAAAAUCACUGCCUAACUCUAGAAGGGGAAGACGCAGUCUGGAAAAGGAGGGAUCGAUCCCAUUUCUCCAGUUUCUUCCUCUAGGGUAUGGCUUUGCAGUAUGCGGAGAAGAAUGUUAGGAAAAUUGUUAUCUGAUAUUCUACUUCAGAACUUAUUAGAGUGUCAUUUCCCCAAAUAAAUACAGCAGUUUCUUGACUGAAGAAUUAAACUUAAUUUUCCUGGUCACCUUCCUAAGAAUAAGUAUGUAUUUUUAGUAUGUCCAACUUUUGUUUCUCCAUUGCUUCUAAAUUAAAAAAUAUUUGUAUUACAAUA
Felis catus (domestic cat) is the source of this 2261-nucleotide messenger RNA. RefSeq names its product zinc finger SWIM-type containing 7 (gene ZSWIM7). The transcript has 6 exons. Gene Ontology annotation, molecular function: zinc ion binding. NCBI's taxonomy places the organism in Eukaryota, Metazoa, Chordata, Mammalia, Carnivora, Felidae. Gene Ontology annotation, biological process: double-strand break repair via homologous recombination. Gene Ontology annotation, cellular component: Shu complex. The record is from RefSeq and is a predicted model, not a curated record. The coding region runs from base 155 to 553 and encodes 132 amino acids.